UUUAAUAAUACAACGCACCACAACCAAUAAAUGGCAACCCCUUCACCAUCACCAGACGCCACACUCGCGUCCAAACCCACCCCAAACAUCCCCGCCGCAGACGCAGUCCUGCACAUCGAAAGCGCCACGUCCAUCGCGGCCCCCUGCCAAGAUGUCUGGGAUAUCCUAACUGAUACCUCCACCUGGCCCUCAUGGAAUACUUUCGUGCCCCGGGUCACGAUUCGCGAACAGCCGGGGUCCGAGUCUCAGUCAUAUGAAGAAGCUCUUUCGCCUAUUCUACGAAUCGGCACGAAAAUGACCUUUCAUGUCCAUAUGGAUCCUUCGUCUCCGGGUGAACGGGACGUGCCUCUGAUCGUGACUGAAUUUGAUCCUCCGACUGUUAGCCCCCCGAGGCCUGGUCGGAUAGUGUGGACUGGGGAUGUGACGGCUAAGUGGAGCAUUCCUGCAGGUCUUUUGACGGCGGAGAGGGUUCAUGAGGUGGAGGAGGUUGAGGUCCAGGAGGGUAGACGGGUGAAGCGUGUCACUGAGGUGCGGAACUGGGAGGCGCAGGUUGGGUACCUUGUGUAUGUGGUUCGGUGGAUGUAUGGGGCUCAGUUGGAAAAGAACUUUGAGACUUGGGUCCAGGAUUUGAAGGAGUACGUUGAGGAGAAGAAAACGGAAAAUUAGCUGGUGAUUUUGUCUUGAUACCCCCCAGUGUUGAUACCCCCCAGUAUUGAUAAUCGUUGGAUCAUUUCUCGGUUUUGUUGGAUUUUGUAACUUCUUAAAUUUAGCUAUCUCAGUGCCAAACGUAUCUAAGGAUUCU
Aspergillus alliaceus is the source of this 802-nucleotide messenger RNA. RefSeq names its product SRPBCC domain-containing protein. The coding region runs from base 31 to 666 and encodes 211 amino acids. The transcript has a single exon. The record is from RefSeq and is a predicted model, not a curated record. NCBI's taxonomy places the organism in Eukaryota, Fungi, Ascomycota, Eurotiomycetes, Eurotiales, Aspergillaceae.